Molecule: messenger RNA, 693 nt
Organism: Penicillium odoratum
Lineage: Eukaryota; Fungi; Ascomycota; Eurotiomycetes; Eurotiales; Aspergillaceae
Product: cytochrome c oxidase assembly factor 1 family protein
Exons: 2
Biological process (GO): mitochondrial respiratory chain complex IV assembly
Cellular component (GO): mitochondrial inner membrane
Source: RefSeq, a predicted model, not a curated record
AUAACGGGGAAAAGACGUGUGACGUCGAAAAAUGGUGUUUGUUCUGUUUGGCUUGGAUUCGGGAAAUCCAAAACUACUUGUGAUCUUUCUUUCUGUACAUGCAUUGCGCUCCUCCCUUUCCCCCCCCCCUCUCUCCUUGCAAUGCUCUUCCUCCGCUCUCUUCCCCGGCGUACUGGGCCUAUCCGGCUACCGGGUCUUUCUCGCAAUGCUCCACGCCGCACUCUGAUCCCUGCCCCGGGUCCCAACACGGGGCCAUUGAUGGAACGACGGGCAGACCGUGAACUCCCCACCAUUCAGAACAGCCGCCGUUGGAUGCGAACGUUCCCUUUCUUUGCCGUGGCAGUUGGUGCUGCUAUGCUCGGUAUUUUCAACUACCAAAAAUCCUCCUCGAGUAUCGUCAGUAGCACACUGUAUGCAUUGCGGACUUCUCCCCAAGCUCGCGAGAUCUUGGGUGAUGAGAUCUACUUUGCUCAGCAGAUCCCCUGGAUCAGUGGGGAAAUGAAUCAGUUACAUGGGCGCAUUGAUAUCUCGUUCUGGGUGAAAGGCACGAAGACCCAGGGCAAGAUGCGGUUUCGAAGCAUCCGGCCGGACCGGAUGAGUUUCUUCCGUACCGAGGAAUGGAGUCUGGAGACCGAAGAUGGCACAGUGAUCCAAUUGCUGGAUAGUGACAGUGAUCCCUUUCGUCAAGAGUGA